AUGCCUCGCUUCAUUGAUGUAAAAGAGGAGAAUCGUCUGAGCGUUCAAGUCUCAGCCGAUCUCGCUCGUGGUACCUUCAAUGUCCCUCAAAUCACGGCUACAAGAAGUUACAUCAAGGAAAAUGUGGCUGGAAUCAAGAACUUGACUACCACUUUUACUGCUUCAACUGAUAUGAAUCGAUUCAAGACUUCUCAUUCAGCUAGUCUCACCUAUCGGCAAGAUCUUGGAAAGAAUAUUGAUUUACAAUUUGGAGCAAAGUGUGAUCUGGAAGAUGGGAAAGUAGUGAUUCCACUGACUUUGACCGACAAGUCGACAGGAUUAUCAGCCGGUCUCGAGAUCAAAGCAACCAUCAACUUAAGAGAAUUGCAAGAAAAUGGAGUUAACUUAUUCGUCAAACUGCCGAUGUUUGGUGGAAAUGUCACUCUCAAGUACAAUCCAAUCACUCAAGCUGUUCUCGUUCAAUUUGCUACAAGUCUCGACUAUCCAAAAGGAAAACCUGAUGAUGAUCCGGAAGCCACUUGUUGCUGCUUGACGGUCGACUACAACCAAGGGGUUCAAGUGGAGCAAAUUGUUCAGGUUCAGAAGAGGAAAAGAAGCCCCAUUCGACAAGUGAGGACUAAUACAAAUGACAAUGGCGGCUUUUGGCGUUGGCUGGGCAGUCUCUUCGAAAAGAAUGAGGAGAACUACGUUACUAAU
Molecule: messenger RNA, 696 nt
Organism: Mesorhabditis belari
Lineage: Eukaryota; Metazoa; Nematoda; Chromadorea; Rhabditida; Rhabditidae
Source: the annotation of a GenBank genome assembly